Trypanosoma cruzi is the source of this 451-nucleotide messenger RNA. RefSeq names its product GDP-mannose 4,6 dehydratase, putative. NCBI's taxonomy places the organism in Eukaryota, Euglenozoa, Kinetoplastea, Trypanosomatida, Trypanosomatidae. Gene Ontology annotation, biological process: GDP-mannose metabolic process. The annotation marks the transcript as partial. The transcript has a single exon. Gene Ontology annotation, molecular function: GDP-mannose 4,6-dehydratase activity. The record is from RefSeq and is a predicted model, not a curated record.
AUGGCGUCACUGUCCAGGCGGCGUGUCGCCAUAAUCACCGGUAUCACCGGACAGGACGGGUCGUACCUUGCGGAGCUGCUCCUUAGCAAGGGAUACGAUGUGCACGGCGUCAUUCGGCGGUCUUCGUCCUUUAACACGGGCCGCAUCGACCACAUCUAUCGCAAUGAGCAUCUCACGCUCCACUACGGCGACAUGACAGACGGCACGGUGCUGCACCACCUCAUUGCGCGGCUGAGGCCCGACGAGGUGUACAACCUCGCCGCACAAUCGCACGUAAAAGUGUCCUUCGACACGCCCGAGUACACGGGGCAGACGGACGGCAUUGGCACGCUGAAGAUCCUCGAGGCCAUACGCGCCAACAACCUGGUGGAGACGUGCCGCUUCUACCAGGCAAGCACCAGCGAGCUCUACGGCAAGGUGCAGGAGGUGCCGCAAACGGAGAAGACGCCCC